AUGCAGGCACAACCCGUACUGCCAGUUAAACUGCUUGGGUCACACCCCGACACCCCGUCUGCACCUGCGGUUUUCCAAGACUCUACCCUGGAGGAACUUCUUUUUCCGCCACCCUAUCAUAACCCUUGUAGUAACCUUCCCCAACCCCUGCGGUCGGCUGACCACCCUCCCCCAGAGGCGGACGGGGCUUGCGGGCAGGGUCUGGCUGCAGGCACCCGCUCAGUGAAGGCGAAUUCCCCGGAUUCCACCGUCCUGCCCCUGUGCGUGGCAGGAUUGCCUAAUGAGCAGGGCAACCAGCCCAUGCACUACUGGCUGUUCUCAACCAGUGACCUCUACAACUGGAGAGCGCAAAAUGCACGUUUCUCCAACAACCCUAAAGACCUUGUUAAUCUCCUAGACACUGUUAUUCAUCAGCCCACCUGGGAUGAUUGCCAACAGCUCUUGCAGGUCCUCUUCACCACUGAGGAGAGAGAUCGUAUACUGACGGACACCAGGAAGUUAGUCCCUGGAGAGGAUGGCAUGCCCACCAUGAACGCGGCCCACAUAGACUUAGUGUUUCCCUUGACCCGACCUGACUGGGAUUUUAACCAGGCUGAAGGUAAGGAGAGACUCCGGGUGUACCACCAGACUCUAAUGGCAGGGUUGCGCGGAGCCCGCAAGCCCACCCAUUUGGCCAAGGUAGGGGAUGUGCAGCAGGGAAGGGAGGAGACCCCCGCAGCUUUUCUAGAGCGCCUCAUGGAAGCUUUGUGGCAAUACACUCCUAUGGAUCCGGAGGCGGCGGAAAACAAGGCCACAGUGGUAAUGGCCGUUGUUAACCAGGCGGCUCCCGACAUUAAACAAAAACUACAAAGAAUAAAGAGGCUGGGAGAAAAAACUAUUCGAGAUCUUAUUGAGGUGGCAGGAAAAGUGUACAAUCGCCAUGAAACUCCUGAGCAAAGGGGAGACCGCAUCCGCCAGGAAGAACGGAAGCCUGGAGAUCUGGUCCUUGUCUACCGACACAAGGCUGAUGGUCGUGGCCUCCAGCCCCGGUGGAAGGGUCCAUACAUCGUCCUCCUGACCACACCCACCGCACUCAAAGUGGACGGCAUUGCGGCCUGGGUUCAUCACUCGCACGUCAAGACAGCACCAACUGAUGACUCCCAGCUGCAGUGGCGAGCCCGGAAGCAUCCCACCAAUCCACUCAAGCUGACUCUUCAGGCGAUCCCGGCUGCAACCCAUCGCUCCCAGACCACUGCCCACGCCGUGAAAAAUGACAACAAACUGUAA
Talpa occidentalis (Iberian mole) is the source of this 1266-nucleotide messenger RNA. RefSeq lists its product as uncharacterized. The record is from RefSeq and is a predicted model, not a curated record. Gene Ontology annotation, biological process: virion assembly. NCBI's taxonomy places the organism in Eukaryota, Metazoa, Chordata, Mammalia, Eulipotyphla, Talpidae.